Electrophorus electricus (electric eel) is the source of this 4868-nucleotide messenger RNA. RefSeq names its product potassium channel tetramerization domain containing 3 (gene kctd3). Gene Ontology annotation, biological process: protein homooligomerization. Gene Ontology annotation, molecular function: protein binding. NCBI's taxonomy places the organism in Eukaryota, Metazoa, Chordata, Actinopteri, Gymnotiformes, Gymnotidae. The record is from RefSeq and is a predicted model, not a curated record.
UGGGUAGCAUCGGUCUAACACCCACAGCAGUAAACAGUUCUCCACACAGCUCUAACAGUCCACAAAACGGCCUUUUCAUGUUUUCUGGAUUCUUUCUCGGCCUACCCGUAUUGAUUUAGGCACGGACACAAAAACCUCAAUGAGAAUAUGAUGAAAAUGAGUGAAAAUCCAUAUAAUUCACGCUCUUUGCGUGACGGCUAAUUUUUGGAGGCUUGCUGGACGGGAGGAAGCGCGAAUAAACAGAAAUUGUAACUGGAUAAAAGCUUGAACUGCAGAAAACAGUUACAUUUCUCUUCAGUAGUCGUGUUGAUCUAGAGAAUGGCUGGAAUUGGUAACAGUUUAACAUCUGGAAUGGGUGACAUCAUCCAACUAAAUGUCGGUGGAACAAGGUUUAGCACGUCAAGACAGACUCUCAUGUGGAUUCCAGACUCUUUUUUCUCAAGUUUACUUAGUGGGAGAAUAUCAACACUAAGAGAUGAAACUGGAGCGAUAUUUAUUGAUAGGGACCCAACAGCAUUUGUGCCCAUUUUAAACUUCCUUCGAACAAAAGAAUUAGACUUAAGGGGUGUUAACAUAAGCAUUCUGCGGCAUGAGGCUGAGUUUUAUGGGAUUACGCCUUUAGUUCGCCGCUUGUUGUUGUGUGAAGAGCUCGAGAGAUCAUCAUGUGGAAGUGUGCUCUUUCAUGGCUACCUCCCCCCACCUGCUAUCCCAGCCCGCAAAGCUGUUAGUGGGCAGACUGCAUCUGCUGCCGGUCUGGAGGAGCAGCCGGGCCCCAGCGGAGCAGAGGGGGGCUUCCCACGCUCCAGCCCACACUCUGCACUGCCUGGGCCCACCACAGGGGAUGAGGCUACUAGACUUGCAGGAUCUUCGGUCAGUCCCAGGAAGGUGCUAAUUGUCGCUGGCCAUCAUAACUGGAUUGUUGCUGCUUAUGCUCACUUUGUCAUUUGCUACAGGAUGAAGGAGUCCUCAGGCUGGCAACAGGUGUUCUCCAGUCCUUACCUGGACUGGGCCAUUGAACGCGUGGCCCUCAAUGCAAAAAUUGUGGGCGGUCCACAUGGAGACAAAGACAAGAUGGUGGCAGUUUCGUCAGAGAGCAGGAUCAUCCUCUGGAGUAUCCAGGAUGGGGGCAGUGGGAGUGAGAUUGGUGUGUUCAGUCUUGGAGUUCCUGUCGACUCUCUGUUUUUCAUCGGGAGUCAGCUGGUUGCUACGAGUCAUACUGGGAAGGUUGGAGUGUGGAAUGCAGUCACACAGCAUUGGCAAGUGCAGGAUGUUGUGCCGAUCACGAGCUGGGACACGGCUGGCUCCUUUCUACUUCUUGGAUGCAACAAUGGCUCCAUUUACUACAUUGACAUGCAGAAGUUUCCACUGAGAAUGAAAGACAAUGACCUCCUGGUGACUGAGCUGUACCAUGACCCCUCAAACGAUGCCAUCACAGCCCUCAGUGUCUACUUAACUCCAAAAACCAGCCUGAGCGGAAACUGGAUUGAGAUGGCGUACGGCACCAGUUCCGGGGCGGUGCGUGUGAUAGUGCAGCACCCUGAGACCGUGGGGUCAGGGCCGCAGCUCUUCCAGACCUUCGCCGUGCACCGUAGCCCCGUCACCAAGAUCAUGCUGUCUGAGAAACACCUGGUGUCUGUGUGCGCUGACAAUAACCACGUACGGACAUGGACGGUGACGCGCUUCAGGGGCAUGAUCUCCACACAGCCGGGCUCCACGCCGCUCGCGUCCUUCAAGAUCAUCUCCCUGGAGGAAAGCGAGAGCCACAGCAGCUACUCGUCUGGUAACGACAUAGGUCCCUUUGGGGAGAGAGACGAUCAACAGGUGUUCAUUCAGAAAGUCAUUCCCAUAACCAACAAACUCUUUGUGCGCCUCUCCUCCACCGGAAAGAGGAUCUGUGAGGUGCAGGCGGUGGAUGGCACCACCAUUACCUGCUUCACGGUGCGAGAGUGCGAGGGCUCCAGCCGCAUGGGCUCACGGCCACGCCGCUACUUAUUCACGGGCCACGCCAAUGGCAGCAUCCAGAUGUGGGAUCUAACCACGGCCAUGGACACAGUCAACAAGAGUGAUGACAAAGCCAAGCGCGAUGCUGGAGAAGUAGGAGGGCCCACGGAGGAGGAGCUUCUGAAGCUGCUCGACCAGUGUGACCUGAGCACGUCACGCUGUGCCACGCCCAACAUCAGUCCGGCCCCAUCAGUGUUGCAGCACGGCCGCCUGUUAGAGUCCUGCUCCAGUAUGCAGCUGCAAGCACUGGAGCCCAUGGUGGAGACAGCAACGUAUGGAGCCGUGCGGCCGUACCGAGAGAGCCCCCUGCUGGCACGUGCCCGCCGCACUGAGAGCUUCAGUAGCUGCCGUGACUUCCACUGCCUGAGCCUUGCCAAGGCGCUGCUGGAGCCCAGCAGCCAGUGCGGUGAGGACGAGGCACGGCCGUGUGAUGCCGAUGGUGAUGACAGCGACAAAGGGAGCUCGGCCAGCGAGCCGUUGGGCCGCAGGGCCCCCGAGAGCCCGGCUGGCGUGGCAGGGCGCCAGGCCCCAGACAGCCCCGGCUACGCCCGGCGCGGGGCCCUCUGUUACGAUGACGGGCCCGAGGGCAGGAGGAGGGUUGCAUUCGAGGGUAAUUUCUUGGGUCGUAAGAAGGUGCCACCAGUACCACAGCUGAGCUCUAUGCCCAUUGGGGCAGACGUGGGUGGCAGCGACUCUUCCAGCACCGCCUCACCCUCUCCAACCAAGACGUCCACGCCCCCCCGGCAUCGGCGCGGCGCAGACACCACGAGCGAGUGACGCACUGAGUGAUGUACUGUGAAGGCUACCGUUACUACCAAAUACAUGAAGGGUGUCUGAAAUGGUGAAAGCAGUGGGUUUAGCAUUCACAUAUGUCUACAUGUGGAGUGGGUGGAGCAGGUGGGGAAAGGUUGCUUUUUGUUACUCAAACGUAAUAGUCACUACAAACAUAUUACCAUCUUCUAAAGCACUUUAGGGUCUGCCAGUCGGCUGGUCCCUGAGAAGGGGGAAAAACUAAUUACAUUUGAGAUGAUGGGAUAUGUUUCAUUUGUACUGAGAAAUCAAGCCCAGACAGAUAGACCACAAUGAUUAGACUCAUUGCUGCAGUUAAAGCUAGUUCAAGGAUGUAGGCCUUUCUCAAUAUUUCUUUUUAAAGCACUUUAUUUUGACAUUUCAGCAUUUAAUGAAGUGAAUAUUCUCAAGCUUUUUCCAGGUGCCUUUCAUAUAGCUCAUAUGUCGUGUGGUAUGAAAUCAAUUUACGUUAAUAACAUUUCCUUUUUGGGCAUAGUUCUGGAGCAUAGUUCAUGAAGAUGGAUAAUCAUGUUAUUUUUACAAUAUCAGGCUUACUAUGCACAAAAUCUUUUUUUACAGUAUUAAUGAGACUUCUCUCUGGGUCCAUUAAUGAGUACAAAGGCUGAGAACAGCCUGCAAUCCAACUAGCUCAAUUUAGUUUGAGUCAGAAAGCUAAUGUGUAGUCUAAAGGUUUUCAUAUGAGACUUGAAAUUUGGUGAUUUUAUGGUCUUUGGCUUAAGCUGUGUGCUUGGUCCAAGACAGAUUUGUUUUGAUGGUUGGGGUAUGUGCUAAUAUUUAAUCUUAUUCUGUUAAUGCUGUGUUCAUAAAUGGAUGCUAGCCAUGUUCCGGACACAUGCACAACCCCUCUGAUACUGGUCAGCACUGGGGAAAUGUUGCAUUAGCAGAACUUGUAGAGGAUGGUGCUGAAAUAUGACCUGAUCAUAUUUCACAUUCAGUCCUGAGUUGCCUUUCACAUUAGUGUGAUUUCAGACUGGCCAACUUUUGUAUUUCCAGGCUGCUGCUGUUGUUUUUUAAAUGCUACUUUGUGAAAAAUUCCCUUUCCACCUCAGAUGUUUUACACAAAAGACGGGAAACCCAGAUGGUCCUAAAGACCUUGUGUCUCUCUGGCAUGAAGCAGUUUCAUAAGAUAUGCAAUUUGUAUGUGUAGUGUAAUCAAAAAAUAUUACAGUAUAAUUUUGAAUAGAGAACUGUAUUGUUACUAUAUAUCUAUAUACCUAUAUCUAUAUCUCAUUGUAGUCCCCAUAUAAUAUAUAGACCUAACUUUAUUUUUUACUGCAUUUGCACUUGAUGAUUAGUAAAGUAUAUUCCAUAUGUACAUUUACUGAGAAGCUAAAUAUACUUAGAUAUUAUGUACAGGCUCCACUGUCACUUUAUAGUAACCUCUUUAACCUGGUAAUGUUUACAGUUUUAAUCCGACCUGAGUCAAAUGUGCAGUAGGCUAGCUAUUGAUGUGACAUGUUGCAGAAUUAACAUUAAUUGUAAGACAUUAAUAUGCAUUUUACGUUGGUAUUUUUAUUAUAUUAUGUAAUUUUACAUAGUUCUCCUGCAUUUGGAAAUAUGAAGAAAAUAACAAAGUAAUUACAAACAAUGCUCACAUUACAGAGACGGGAAACUCAGUAUACCUAUCAGAGUAGAUAUAUGAUGACCAGCCCCUUUAAUAAGAACACCCACAUUGUACCUACACUCACUGGCUACAUAUUAGGUACACCAAACUUAUAGGUGGAUUUAAUCAUUUUGCAGUUACAAAGACUGUAGUCUAUCUCUUGGCAUCCACAAAUGACCCUGUUCAUCACUGGUCAGUUUCUGGCCAUGGGACCUCUACUAGCAGGAUGGGCCACCACCCAGUUAAGGUGGUAAUUGGAUGGUGGAACAUUUGUCAGGCAGCAUUACAUUGACAUGGUAGCAUCACCAAAAUAUAUAGCUCAAUGUGACCCUGUGGUCAGAGCCUGCCCACUGAUAUCUAACACCAAAGGAUAUCUCACCAUGUAGUGUGUAGCAGGCUAUGGGCCAGGCUGCACCUACAGGCUAUUUCCAAUAAACCUGAGUGUUGUAGACAA